Penicillium waksmanii is the source of this 2526-nucleotide messenger RNA. Its product is annotated as peptidase family M20/M25/M40 protein. The transcript has 3 exons. Bases 1 to 2526 code for a protein of 841 amino acids. NCBI's taxonomy places the organism in Eukaryota, Fungi, Ascomycota, Eurotiomycetes, Eurotiales, Aspergillaceae. The record is from RefSeq and is a predicted model, not a curated record.
AUGUCCUCCAUACGAGACUCAACGCUGCCAUCCUUUGGCGAACUCCCCCCCGCUGCGACUGAAGAUGAUCAGUCGCAAUCUCAAUCGCAUCAACAACAGCCCACACAGCCCAUUCAGUCCGCGCGACUCCAGCGUCCUCGACCUACCGAUCCUGUCACCAAUGGCUCAGAUGGACCAAUUCCACUCCAGAGUCCCGUCAAGCGUCAAUCGUCCAAGUCAAGCCUGCGCAAUCUCUUCGGCCGCGACAAAAGUUCGCGUGCGGCUGUUGCUCCCGAAAGCAGCACCCUCGACGAGGUCGAUGAAUCCCCGGCAAGCCCCUCGGACAUCAUCUCGCAGACCGCCACGAUAGAUGAGACAAUCCUCUCGCCGACCAUCGCAACCCCACACACGAUCGUCUCGACCACAACCUCGACCACGCUUGCCUCCCCGACGACCCCUCGUGCGCGAAACACACUGAAAUCAUCUCGACCACGACCCCCCGAGCCCAAACACUCCCAGGAACAAUACGGUUGGAAACCCCCAGCCUUGUUUCAGGCAUACCCUCAAUCAACUAAGCAUGAUUGUCUUUCCGCGCCUGCCAUGUCGGCAGACUCUAUUCUACGAUUGCACGCGACAUCGGGGAAAAAUGCUGCGGAGGAUGGCCGGACGGCGACAUCGAGUGGUGAUUCGAAAAAGAAGGAACAGCGAGAGCGCAAACACUUGCGCACUCUGUCGGGUACAAUUAACAAGGUCGAAUGGACUAAGAAGAUCUACGUGCUUGCGACGGCGGGAUUUAUUCUCCAAUACGCCGGGGAUGGGAAACAUGAUCGAUUACCCGAGAAAAUGCUUCAAUUGGGCCCUCACUCCGUGGCAUUCGCCAGCGAUGCCAUCCCCGGCAAACACUGGGUGGUUCAAAUUUCUCAAAAUCCAGCUGCUGAUGCCGUUGCUGCACCGGAACCUCCCAAGUCUCGCCUCACGUCGCGAUUUGGAUUCCAUCGAUCCCACGCGCGAAAAUUAGCGCAGAGUUUCCUGAUGGUCUUUGAUGACCCGGACUCGAUGAUCUCUUGGUUGAUAGCUAUUCGCGCCGAGGUAGAAGCUCGCGGUGGUCCCAGAUUUGUGACGGAGAAGCAUUCAGAAGAUGAGGUGGAGCCACAGCUUCGCUCGAAAGCAAGCGUGCGGCAGAUGGUGAAGAAAGACCCGCAUCGUAUCUCGAGCUUAUUCCUCCAGCCACAGACUCUGCGUCUGCCCGACGACGACGAAGAUGGCCAGUCUGUUGGUGGCAUGACCUGGCAAUCCCGACGAAGCUCCUACGUCUCGGACAAUCGUCGUUCGGUCAUCGACUCUCGUGCGGGAUCUACGUCCACCGGUUGGACGGAAGCUUCACCUCAAAUAAAUAACGAUGCGCCAUCUUCAUCUUUUUCGUCUUCAAAUACACCGGCCUCCCCGCACAAUCUACCAAGUGAGCCGUCCACCCCGUACGGCUUGCCGGAGGCUGUACUCAGGGAGGUGGAUCAGAUGAUUGGCCUCAGUGGUCUCAGUGGCUCGGCCUCAGCUUCGGUCUCAGCCUCGACUUCGACUUCGACUUCUCGUACGGACCCUAUUCCUGUCGCCCAACCCUCGACCGAUAUACCCGAGACAUUGACGCGCAGCGCAUCCCCACCAGCCCCGAAUUUCAGCGUUCCGUCCUUCAGCAAAAAGUUCGUACCGAGACCAGGACCAGCCCCUAUCAACCAGCCUUCCUCGCCGCCAUCUGCGGCGGGUGUUCUUCGACGAGGCCAGAGCACAAGUGACUUCACUAUAUCCAGCAUCUCCUCCCCUCCCCAAUCACCGACUUAUAGCGUCGCAAGCUCGCGCCAUACAGAUGCCUCCGAGCCUGUCCCUCUGCCCCGCGAUGGCAGCGGUCGUGUUCUGCGAACUUAUAAUUCGGAAGAUAUUCUAUCAAGAAUGGUCCGGACUCAACCUGCACCUAAUUUCUCCCGCGUUCCUCGAGCCACUGCACCCUCUGAGAUCAGCCCCCCGCCGUCUCGUCCUCUCAGUCUGGUCGGCCGACCUGGACUGGGAAUCUCGAUGAAUGGCGAAUCGCAAGUCCCGAUCGUCCCUAAGGCAGACCCAUCCAGGAAGCCGGAAUUAUCACUAUUCCCACAACCACAGUCAAACCCAGCGCCAAUUCCAGUGCCAACCCCCCGCCAUCGAAUUCCAACAACACACGUGGAUACCCAUUCGGCGCAGAGUAUGUCCCGGCGAAGAAGUAUGCCUGGCUUGGCUGUUGGUCCACCAGCUGCACCACCGCCAACCUGUCCUUUGCCAAAACUCCCUCCGCUUGCCACGAAAUCACCUCCAGCUCCUCCUCCGGCUGCUGCUCUACCUCCAGUUCCACCGAUGUCACCUCCAGCUUCAUCAGCAACGAAGUUGUCACCGUCAACCCGGUUCUAUCAAUCACAGCAGAUCCAGGAUAACGUUGCGGAUAAACGGAGGAGUGUUCUUGCCAGCCAAUCCAAUGGAUAUACUCCCAAGGUAACAGCUGCUCGGCAGUCUCGCCUGCAUUAG